Adineta ricciae is the source of this 4650-nucleotide messenger RNA. The record is from the annotation of a GenBank genome assembly. Lineage: Eukaryota; Metazoa; Rotifera; Eurotatoria; Adinetida; Adinetidae.
AUGGAAGCGACCAUAUUAUCAAACUGUGCAACAGAAUCAUAUCGUUCAGAUCCUGAAUAUUGUUCACACAAAACAGAUUACGAUGAAGUUUAUCUGGCAGAUCAUUUAUACGAGAGUGGCAAUGUACAUCUUCAAGACUGUUCAAAUCAACACUGGUUGCCACUGAAUCAAUGGUUGUCUAAAGAAAAUGCAUUAAGCAAUAUAUGGGUUGGCUUGUUAAAAAUGACCGAUCGUCUGAAAACAUCAACAAGUACAGACAACGUUGAUAAUAUCAAGCGAUUUCAAAAGUUAAUUGACUUUCUUCAUUAUAUUGCUAACAGAGCUUCAUUGAAGCCAUUCUAUUUGCAAAUGUUGAAAACAGCGUUGGAAGUAAUCCCCAAUACAAUAUCACCAACUGGCCUCUACGCACCAUUUAUAAGUUACUCAAAUAUUGAACAGAUUGACGUGGAAGAGAGUGGUCUUUCUCUAAGCGAAGCUUACUCUCGAGAACAAAAGAAGGACAUUAGGAAACUUAUCGAGAACUGUUUCCAGAAAGACGAGCUGCUUGAUAGUGAUUUGAAUGUCAUGACUAAGAGUGACAAAAAACAGAUUAAUAAGAUAUUGAUGUCUUUGCAGAAUAAUAAGAAGCUUCGAUUGUUUCUAGAAAAAGUUGAAAGGGCGAUUUUUCUGCAUCCUAUAAAACAAUUCAAUGUCCAGGUACAAUACAUCCCACAACAGUUCGAAGUCGAAUCUUCUGAUAAACAUUACCAUUUACAACUGCAAUAUAUGGAAAAUGGUAUUAAACCAACAUUAUUAUUGCAAGCGAACAAAAAAUUUCAUCAGAUGUACACAGGUUAUUUCAAUAAACCCGCACGAUCUGUUCAAACAUUCAAUGUUGAAAAGGAAAGUUCAUUUUUCAGUCGAUUCUUUCCUUCUGAUAACCAAGAUGAUAAUUCGUUGGGCGAUAUCUCUAAUUACUUUAAAAAUCAAUUGAAACAAAGUUGGAACAAAUUAUCGCCGGAAACUCAUACACAACGAGAACGACCAACAAACGAUGAAAUGAAUGAAUGUCUCAUGCGUUUACGUCAAGAAUCCCAAGAAAGUUGGCAAGAACUUAUCAAAUCUAUCACUGAAUCUAAUGUACAACUAUUUCAAUAUGGUCUAGGACUGCGUAUAACUCCAAUAACAUUAGUUUCUCUCUUUCAACAGAACAAAAAACAAUUGGAUUUAACAGAUGAUCAACGUACAUUACUGGGAGGUAUCCUUGUCUGUUGGACGUUACAACAACAACUUGAACGCGCGUUGUAUCUUGACACUCAGGGCAAAUUAGAAGAUUUAGCAAAAGAACUUUCGAACAUACCACAUUCAAAUUGGAUACCAUCUGAACAUAUAUCAUGGCUUAUUUUAGAACUUGAAAUGAAUAUCACCAUUCGAGAAAUGCAGGUCAAAGUGGCGCGUCAUAUGAUGCAACCAAAUUUGAAUCUAGAUAAACAAGAAGUUCAAAGUAUAGUUAUGCAAAUGAAUAUGGGCGAAGGAAAAACAUCAGUGAUUUUACCUAUGUUAGCUGUUGGUUUACCAUCAUCGUCUUCUAGUUUAAUUCGACUUAUCGUACUCAAAUCCUUAUUUCCUACAAAUUAUCAAUCAUUACGCUGUAAAUUAGGAGGUCUAAUCAACCGACGUGUAUUUCCAUUUGUAUGCCGUCGAGAUUUGAAUUUUACUAAUCAACAGAUCCAACUGAUUCACUCUCGUUUACAAAACGCUUUAGCAGAUUGUGAUGUAAUGAUAACUACACCUGAAGACAUUCUUUCUUUUGAUCUUCUAACUAUUGACAACUGUCGACAGUACAACUUUGCAACAGGAAGAUCAAUGUUAACAAUGCAACGAUGGUUAAAAACAUAUGUUCGCGAUGUUUUAGAUGAAUCCGAUGAGAUUCUACAUGUGAAAUAUCAAUUAAUUUAUACAGUUGGUACCCAACAGCAAGUUGAUGGUGGUGCUGAACGAUGGAAUACUAUUCAAUCAGUUUUAGAGUUGGUUAAACGACAUGCUGCUGAUAUUUCGAAUGAAUUUGAGAAAAAUGUUUGUUAUAAGCCAUCGGAACGAAAAAGUGCUUUCCCACAGUUUCGUUUACAAUCAUCGACACCAUUUCGAUCUCUACGUGAACGUAUCGUGAAAGAUUGGCUUCGUACUCGAAACUAUCGUAAAGACGCUGAAAAGAACAUUCUAUCAUUUGUUACGGACGCCAAUGUUUCAAUUGAAACAGUUAAAGAUAAAUUUCCUGCUGACGAUAUUCGAUCAUUUCUUGUCAUUCGAGGUCUGCUAUCGUCUGAAGUUCUUUUAGUUGCUUUAAAAAAACGCUAUCGGGUCCACUUCGGUGCAAAUCAAAAGGCUAACUAUAAUCGUUUAAUGGCUGUGCCUUAUCGUGCAAAGGAUGUCGUUGCUGAUCGUACUGAAUUUGGUCAUCCCGAUCUGGCUAUAGUCUUGACAUAUCUGUCAUAUUAUUAUUCAGGUUUAAAUGAUGGCCAAUUAACUCGAGUUUUCGAUCGAUUAACUACAGAAGAAAACAAUCCUGAAGCUAUUUAUGAUGAAUGGAUUGCCUACGAAGAGACAGAUGAUUUACCGGUCAAUAUCAGAGAAUGGAAAGGUAUUAAUCUCAAAGAUGAUCAACAAAGAACACACUAUUUUUUCCCUACAUUUCGAUACAAUAUGAGAGUGAUAAAUUAUUUUCUCAAUCAUUUUGUGUUUCCGCAUGAAGCGAAACAAUUUCCUCAUAAAUUGGUUUCAUCAGCUUGGGAUUUGUCAUCGUCGGCACGAAAACAUAUGAUCACUGGAUUUAGUGGUACGAACGAUACACAACUAUUACUACCAAUUCAUAUUCGUCAGUUUGAUUUGCCUGAAUUACAAAAAACGGAUGCGAUUGUCAUCAAUAAUUUGUUACAAGCUGAAAAUGAAACUUAUCAAUGUUUAGCUAUCAAUGCAUCAUCGAAUGAAAUCUUAGAAGUUAUUAUGAAAAGUAAAACAUCCGUCAAUGUUAUUCUGGAUGUUGGUGCUUUGUUUAUUGACGGAACGAACAGAGAGAUUGCUCUGAAGUGGCUGAAUUUAUCCGAUAAGAAUCAGAUUGAUUAUGUAGUUUACUUUGAUUCGGAUUCAAUUGUCGUUUGUGACCGUCACUUGCGUCAAAGUUCAUUUGAAACAUCACCGGCUAGUGAACGCCUAGAACAUUGUAUUUUCUAUGUUGAUGAGAUUCAUACGCGAGGAACUGAUUUCAAAUUUCCACGAGGAUUCCGAGCAGCAGUUACUUUAGGCAAUAGCCUAACAAAAGAUCGUUUCGUUCAAGCUUGUAUGCGAAUGAGAAAAUUAGGUAACGGACAUUCAUUAGCAUUUUUCAGUUCACAUGAAGUUCAUCAACAAAUUGUUCAAUUGAAAAGAAAUGUUCAUCAUAUUGAGGUAGUCGAUAUUCUGCGUUGGGUAUAUAAAAAUACUAUACAAUCAACUUGGAAUGGAUUACAUCAUUGGGCUACUCAAAGUCUUAGUUUUCAACGAAAACUUGCCGCUUUUCAAGAAAUUCAAUGGUCUGACCAAGAACAAGUAUUUAAUAAUGAAAUGAUGAAACGAUUAGCUCGAGAUAGUCUAGAAGCAGAAAUUUUGGAUUUGAGUGAUAUGCAUGGCAAACGAAAAGUUCCCGCAAUGCUGUACGAUAUUCAUUCAGCACGUUACGAUGCGACUGCCUAUGAUAUAACUGGGCACAUCCGCGACAACGUUCUACAAAGGUUAAGAAACUAUGGCGGUAAGAAGACACGGUUAGCACAGCUAUUAGACGAAGAACAAGAGAGAGAGCUUGAACAAGAAUUAGAAGAACAACGACAAUCAAAACGAUUACCCUCGGUUGAACCAUGUGAACCUAUUCUGCACGAGAUAGUCAAACAAUUGUGCGAUAAAAAUAGUCCAAUGAUCAAUUUAGAAGACCAUCCUAGUGUAUUUCAACGUUUACCUUUUGCAUUCAUAAACACGACAUUAGAACACGAAUGCCAACCAAAGAGUUGGUAUGCAAAUCUAUGGAUUUCAACUGAAUUCCAACGUGUUAUUGCUACAGAAAAUGUAUCUUUGAAUCCGUUUUUACGUCCACCACGUUGGAUUGUUGUCUAUCGAAAUCAACAAAUCAUUUUUGUUAGUCCUGAUGAAGCCAACUGGUUGUUCGGUCGACUCUCACAGAUCGACUCACCAAUCACCACGCUACGUUUAUUUCUACCACGAAUCAAGCGUGUUCAAUCGAUAUUCGUUAAUAGAUUAACACUCACCGUUCCUCCGUCGAUUAAUGUUUCCGACGAAAGUGAAAUUUAUCUUAUUCCAUUGGAUCGUUUAGUUCAGUUGUUGCUUUUCAAUGGUACUCUAUAUUUUGACAAUAUUGAAGAACAAACAAUGUUUUGUCAAUGUUUAAGUUUAUGUCCGAAAGUUCGAAAUGAAAUUGAAGAGAAAGCGUUUCAAUCGCAUAAGAUCGAUAUCGAUGGAUUUGUGCAUUGUGAACAUCGUGAUGAAUUGCACAUGACUCAUGCUCGCUUCAACGAUAAUCCAAUUGAAUUUGUUAAACGAAUUCUUAGAAUUCGGAAUAAUUUUCAUUCUACGACAACAUCACAUGUUGCUAGUAUCAUUUUCAACGCUUUUAAACUUCUUUAA